ACCGGAGCAAGUACAUCAUAAUUUUCAUCUCAACAUCAUAUUUACUCCCAACUUAGAUGAAUAUUAAAAAAAAAAAGAGUAUGAUAAUGGAAAAAUUGGGAUUUUGUAAGAUGGGAAAAUUGAUGAAAGAUGAGGUGAGUGAGUUAUAACGUUGGGAAGCUACAAAGUGUCAAAACUGUAUUCCAAAAAAAGACGUCUCCCUUUUGCUCUCAUAAAAAGCCAUUUCCCUUUUUCCUCUGCUACGUCUUCUUCUUCUUCUUCAUUUCUUCAUUUCUUCCCUUUAACGCACACAAACCCACAGAGCUUCUUUCUCUCUUCGUUUUUGUCCUCUCUUUCUCUCUCUCUCUCUGUGUACCAACCCUUUUCCUCGAUUCAAGAAACGCUGUUUUUCUCCCUGUUUUUCACUCAUUCCAACAGCGCCAAAAGAGGAGAAAAGGGGGUAAAAGGGAAGGGGGCUAAAACAAAAAUUAAAAAACAUUAUGUUGUCAAGAGUUAACAGCAUGGUUUGGAUGGAUGACAAAGAUGGAGAAACCGCUUCCUGGGAUCAAAAAACCAUGAACAACGGUAACGUGAAUGAUCCGAAUAACGGCGGCGGUGUUGUUAAUUUGGAGAACAAAGAGCAUAUGGAGUUGGGUUCGCUCCCUUCUUUCAAAUCCAUGCUCGGAGUUGAAGAAGAUGACUCCGACUGGUACCUGGGCGGCGGCAGCGGUAAUCAGAAUGAUAAUGCUAACAAUGGUGGAAACAUGCAAGCUCAUCUGGACAUGAGGGACAUUUCUUUCUCGGCGAGUUUCACUAACGACGCCGACCACCACCAGAACCUGAUUCUCCAGCCGGUGGACUCCUCGGCGUCCUGUUCGCCGUCUCCGGCCUCUGUUGUUUUUAACAACCUUGACCCUUCUCAGGUCCACCAUCAUUACUUUAUGCAGCCCCCACCUAAGACUAACAUGCUGGUUGGCCUCAAUGCGCUGGCCUCAGCCCAAUUGGACAACGGUGGGUUUGAUUUGAGCUGUGAAAGCUCGUUCCUCGAUAAUCAUCAAGGUCUGAAUGCUUUCGGCAGAGGUGGGGUGGGGGUUUUGGGGGGAGCUUUUACUGAUUUAGGUUCACAGAGUCAGUUGGGGAGUCCGAAUUUGAACUCGGGGACUCAAUUUUCCAAUGCCCAUUUGCUCCAAAUGCCUCAACCUGGUGUUGGAUUUGGGAGUUCACUGGGGGGUUUUGGAGAGGGUUCUGGUAAUGUUAAUUCUUUGUUUUUCAAUAGGUCUAAGUUACUCCAGCCUUUGGAUAAUUUUACUUCAAUUGGGUCACAACCCACCCUGUUCCAGAAAAGGGCUGCAUUGAGGAAGAAUUUGGCUAACAGUAGUAGUAAUCUGGGAGUUUUGGGUGGGGAAAUUGGUCAUAGUUCUGGGAAUAACGAAGGAUAUGAUAAGAACAAGGAAGCUGUUGAAGUGGGUGGAUUAAAGAGGAAGAUUAGCAUUGGUGAUGAUUUUGAGGAUGCUAGUAUUGAUGGGUCCAACUUGAAUUAUGAUUCUGAUGAGUUUUUGGACACUACUAAUAAUAACAACAGUAAGUUAAUGGAAGAAGCCGGUAAAAAUGGUGGAAUUAGCUCCAAUGCUAAUAGCACAGUCACCGGUGGUGGCGGUGAGGAUCAGAAAGGGAAGAAGAAAGGACUUCCGGCCAAGAAUUUGAUGGCCGAAAGGCGCCGCCGCAAGAAGCUCAAUGAUAGGCUUUACAUGCUGAGAUCCGUUGUUCCAAAGAUUAGCAAGAUGGACAGGGCUUCAAUUUUGGGCGAUGCAAUCGAGUACUUGAAGGAACUAUUGCAGAAGAUUAACGAUUUACAGAAUGAACUGGAGUCAACUCCUACCGCCUCUGCAUUAACUCCCACCACACCAUUCUACCCUUUGACUCCUACUGGUUCUGCCCUGCCUUGCCGCAUCAAAGAAGAAUUUUGUCCAAGUGCUUUUGCAAGUCCAUUAUCAAGCCCAACUGGACAACCUGCUAGGAUUGAAGUAAGGCUCAGAGAAGGACGAGCUGUAAACAUUCACAUGUUUUGUGGGCGGCGACCAGGUCUCCUUCUUUCAACAAUGAGGGCUCUUGACACCCUUGGAUUAGAUGUUCAACAAGCUGUCAUCAGCUGCUUCAAUGGAUUCGCUCUGGACAUCUUCAGGGCCGAGCAAUGCAAAGAUGGCCAAGAAAUUCCUCCAGAACAUAUCAAAGCUGUACUUCUGGAGUCAGCUGGCUUCCAAGGGAUGGUCUAAAGUUUUUCUUCCCAGUGCCAAAGAUAAGAAGAGUUCUAGCCCGCGAGACUUAAUGUAGAGUUCGACGUUGCUGCGCGCAUCAGUAAUCCAGUGAUCUGCUGGCACUAAGUUUGUUCUUCGCCGUUCAUAAUAUGCUAACUUAGGCAGUCAGUUUCACUGACUUUCUUUAGAUUUAUCUUGCAUUUACAUAGGUUUAAGGCAUUAUUUCUCGCAUUUUUACUGUCAAAACUCUCAACUACCUUUUGUUAUUAUGGCGUAAAGCACCUGUUCUAUAUUUCCUGUUUCUCAAUAUCUCUUCUUUAAAGUGCUUUUUUUCCUUCUCUAGCUGAAGCUAAAAAUCAAUGAACAGGUAUAGGUAUAUCUGGGCACAGGAAGAACUGUUUAUGGCAAUGUAUACAUCUGCCUUAGUUCUUACUUCUCCUACCUG
This is a messenger RNA of Oldenlandia corymbosa var. corymbosa, 2679 nucleotides long. The record is from the annotation of a GenBank genome assembly. Lineage: Eukaryota; Viridiplantae; Streptophyta; Magnoliopsida; Gentianales; Rubiaceae.